CACACCCACACACACAGAGAGAGAGAGAAAGACAUUGAAGAAAAACAGAGAGGCACAGCUCAGCAUCGCCUCCGGAAGACCGGAGCGGAGUCCCAUUCCCAUCCCAUGGCGAGUUCCCGGAGGAGCUCCGGGCUCUCCUCCGGUGCCGCAGCGCUGGGCAUUGCGCUGCUGGUCCUGGCCGCCAGCGCGGGCAACGCCGGCGCGUCGUACUACGGGGAGAUGAGGCGGCAGUUCCUGGCGCAGCAGAACGCGGCGCGCGCGUCGCUGGGCCUGGCGCCGCUGGCGUGGGACGAGCGCGUGGCGGCGUACGCGCGGGCGUACGCGGAGUCGCGGCGCGGGGACUGCGCGCUGGCGCACUCGGCGGGGCCCUACGGCGAGAACCUCUUCUGGGGCAGCGGCACCGGCUGGGCGCCCGCGCAGGCCGUCGCCGCCUGGCUCUCCGAGCGCCCCCGCUACGACUACUGGACCAACAGCUGCUACGGCGGCUCCAUGUGCGGCCACUACACCCAGAUCAUGUGGCGGAGCACCCGACGCGUCGGAUGCGCCAUGGUCGCUUGCUACGGCGGCAGGGGCACCUUCAUCACCUGCAACUACGACCCGCCGGGCAACUACGUCGGCCUGCGCCCGUACUGACACCGUUCCUUUCGUCGUCUGGCCGCCGCCGCCGGCCAGUGUCUCUUGCUGUCCCAAAUCGUUGCUGCUACGGUGCUACCACUAUGAUAUCGAGAUGACAUGACAAUGUGUACAAAUGUUGCCUGGCUACCGUUAUUAUACUUGCUAUUUACUACU
Zea mays is the source of this 789-nucleotide messenger RNA. RefSeq names its product pathogenesis-related protein PR-1. The record is from RefSeq and is marked validated. Gene Ontology annotation, cellular component: extracellular region. The transcript has a single exon. Bases 106 to 633 code for a protein of 175 amino acids. NCBI's taxonomy places the organism in Eukaryota, Viridiplantae, Streptophyta, Magnoliopsida, Poales, Poaceae.